GAAAAAUGGGGAAUUCAGUUGGGCUCAUCUUCCUAGGUCUGCCGGGCACCGCGCUCCCGCAGCCCCCGGUUUUCUGCCCCGGACAAUGUUGGUGGUUCUUGCUCGCUUUGCAGACCCUAGGGGUUCCAGGGUGAGAGCUGCGGGGGCGCGGUGGGGGGUCAGAAAGGGGACCUUCUCCAGGCCACACCCACAAAGCUCACACAUGCAAGUGCGGACCCAGGCCCCGGCAGUGGAGCAGGUACAGCCCGAGGCACACACAGUGAGCCCCACCGUUGACUCACCGAGGUAGGUGGGUGCUCUCAGCCCCGUGUUACACCUGGACAAACAGCUUCACAGAGGUUAGUGGCUUCCUCAAGGUCACAGAGCUGCUAAGAGGCAGAGCAGGCUGACUUUGGAGGCUCUGUAUUUAACCAUCAGUGUAGUCCUGUCCCCUCAGUAGCCUAUAGGAGAUGCACAGCGGUGCUGGGCACGUACUAAGAGCUCAGUAAAUGUCAUUCGUCACUAGUUAUUGUCGUUGGCCUAAUUUUACAGAGGCGAGACUGAGGAGAAGAGAAGCCGAAUAACUUACCCACGCCCUCAAAGCUGGAGGCGGAGUGCUGUAGACACGGGCCCCAGACCAGGACACCUCUACAGACAGCCUGCCUUCGUGCUCAUCUGCACAAACACAGCCACUUCUUUGUAGGGGAGUCAAAGCUGGGGGUUGGGGGCUCAGGUGUGUUUAGGCCUGCCUUGAGUGGACAGGACUUGGCAGGGGACCGUCUCCACCCUGGUGUGUGAGGCUCUGGGCUGAGGUCUGAUGCUCUGUCGAAUCUGGGAGGUUUGAGUCCCAAGCUGGGUCUACCAGGCUGGGCUGGGUGUCCCUGGGUGGUACCUCCAUCUCUAUGUUCCCACAGCUCCAUCCUGGGAAGGUUACAGGACCCUGCCUCUUUGGAGGAGGGCUUGAGGGGCUUUGGAAGAAAGGAGUGGGGUACUUUCUGACCCUGAGAGAGGGAGCAGCAAGUUGUCCAGGCUGUUGGGUAGCAGGGAACCCUGGCUGGGCAAGGCCGCAGCAGGAAACGAUGACCACAACCUCCUCUUCCCCCUCCGCUGCCCAAGUCCCUCCCAUCUGCAGAGGAGGCCUGGGGGAGGAAGCUGGAAUGUAGCAUCAGGUGCUUAGAACCCUCUCUGGCUGUCACCCACUCUGUGUGAUAUGGAGCCACCUACUAGUGCCUGAGCCUCUGUGGUGUCCUUUUGCCCUGGGGACUUCUGUGCUUCUGAUUAUUGAUUUGAUUAUCGGGGCUCCUGUGUUGGCAUUUGCAUUGCACACACCAAGCAAUGUGAGAUUAGAAUGUGACCCCAGGUUUGCCCCUCGAUGGCUGUGUGACACUGGGGGAGUUUAUCACCUCUCACCUCAUCUGUAAAAUGGGGCAACACUGGGAUCUAGCUCUUAGGUCAUUGUGAGAGGAUGAUCAGGGUAGGACUUGCCCAGACUUGCAGGAGACCCUAGGACCCCCAUUUCUGCACAGAACGUCACAACAGAUGACAGAGCAGAGGUGGGCCACCCCACUUGUGGUUUCUGGAGCCCGCAGGGCCACACUUCCAGGUUCUGUGGUGACGGGAGCCACUUCCUGACUCUGGACAACUUUCUUCUCUGUAAGAUGAAAGUCAACAGUAUGUGCCUUUGGGGGGGACGGGAAUGAGACACACAGUAGGUAUGCAGGCCAUAUCCCUACAUGGGGGUUCCAAAGCGUAAGACUUACUGUGAACCUGAAGAGAGAUUCAAAGAAACAUUCAGAUUUCUGGCUUCUCUUGCAAAAUUGUAAAAUCUGGGAAAAUUGUGUCCCCCUUCCCACUUGCUCCAGAGUGUUUUCACAUGUGCCCACAAAGGCCUUUCAGGUGAGGGGGAGAGGUUAUUAUUGGCCUCUGGCCUGGGGGAAACCCUAGGGGACUGUGGGGAUUUACUGAGGGCUUCCUGGGGCCAGGCCCAGGCCCGAGGAAAUGAAUAAGAGGGUCAUGCCUGAGACAAGACAGGGCAGGGAUUCCCUGGCCCUGUAGGAUCGGGGGCAAACCCAGAGGCCCUUCCCUGGGUAUCUACCAUCCAGCGUAUGCCAGGCCCUGAAGCUGGGAGCAGGGGUAACAGUGCCAUGGAGAUAGCCUCCUGCUAUCAUGAUGCAGUGUGACAAUAAUCCUACCGCCCUGAGGAAGCCAGAGCCAGCUGACAGGUCAGGGAAGGGGGAAGUCUCAAAGUGGGCAGUUUUGAGUUAGCCCCAAAAUUUGAGCAGGAUUUUUGCCAGAGGUGAGUCGGGGAUGUUGAGGACAUAUUAGGCAGAGAGAAUGACACAGUCAGAGGCUUGGUGGCUUAAAAGCACAUAACUAGAUUGUGACUAGCGGGUUGCUUUCUGAGGAUGGGAGUGAUAAAGGUAUUCUCACUAUGUGGCCUUGGACAAGUCACUUUACCUCUUUGCCCCUCAGAUACUCAUCCAUAAAGUGAGGCCGGAUUACCCUAACUUCCAGUGAAGCCUGGUCGUCAGUGCACUUAAAAAUGUUGAAUCCCCUCAGCAAGGAGGGGUUUAUUGAGUGAGACAUGCAGUGAUCGUGACAGCUAUGUGCACAUUAAAUGGCAUGAGGUGAAGGGCAGGGUGCAUAUAGCCCUGUAUUCAGAGAUGGAGAAAUUCAGUACAAGCUGGAGACAUCACAAACAGCUUCCUGUAAGCGGUGAGAUGGGAGGAGAGCCUCAAACAGCAGAAAACAGGAAUGGGUUGGUAGAAAGGAAGACACAGGGCAUCCCAGGCAGACAGUCCGACCUGAGCAAAGGCAGGAAGGUGGCAGGUGGGGAACACGAGAGGGAGCACCACCAUGAUUGUGGGAGAGGGGAUAGGGAGAGGUGACCCCUAAAGAUCUGGGCAGGGAGAGCUUGUUAAGUGCAGUCCCCAAGGCCAGACAUACAUGCAUUUGGCAGGGAGCCACUGUAGGCUCUAUCCCCAUAAAGGAGGCAAAGAUGAUUUGGCAAAUGUAGGUACCUUCGAAUGUGGGAUUUUCUAAUUGUUUUUACGUGGCAGGGAAAAUAAAAUGUUGAAAGCCAUAGGAGGUGAAGGAAGACUUGAUGAUGAACCGAUUGAAGAAGAAGACAUCACCUUGUAUAUUCACAAUUAUUCUCAUGCACAUAUAGUUUUAACUGUGAUGGACAGAGUUUGGCAUUCCAGGUAACAUCUGUAGCACUGCAUCAUGAACCUGAUCUUGUGUUGCUUGGAGAUCUGCAGACAGCCCACUAGGAAGGCACCGAGGCACAGGAGAACAAGGCUUUGGCUUGGGUUCAAAUUCGUGCUCCACCACACUUCCUAGCUGUGUGAUCUGUGCAGGCCUGGCCUCCCGCUUUGUAGGUUGGGUGGGGCCCUCAGAGCAAGGCCUGGCUGUGUGCCAGACUGCAGUCUACCCACCGCUGCCUUCAUCACCUCCUGUGAAGGCUUGGGCUGGUCCUCCCUGUUGGCAGCAGGGGUUGUGAGCCCCGGCCCAGCCCCUCUACCGCUCGACCCACCUGAUGCAACCAUGGGCUCUGGCAGUGACUAGGUGGCCACCCUGCGCCCCCGUGGGUCAUCGGCGAUUUUCUGCAGCACCUGGCAGCACUCCUGGCCAGCUGUGGGGAAGGCCUAUCGGGGCCUCCUCUCUGUGGUGCAGCCCCGGCCGUGAGGGCCCCCUGGCCAGCCUGCCUGCCCAGCAUGAGCGCUUACCCUCCCAGCAGCCGCUGCCCCGACCACCACACCUCCCUGUAGAGGAGCACCGAGCCUCGGCUCCUGCCGGCGGGAGCCCCCGAAUGCUGCACCCAGCCACCCAGCAGAGCCCGUUCAUGGUUGAUCUUCACGAGCAGGUGCACCAGGGACCUGUCCCUCUGUCCUACACAGUCACCACAGUGACGACCCAAGGCUUCCCCUUGCCUACAGGCCAACACAUCCCUGGCUGCAGUGCCCAGCAGCUCCCAGCAUGCUCCGUGAUGUUCAGUGGACAGCACUACCCCCUCUGCUGCCUCCCGCCCCCGCUGAUCCAGGCGUGCACCAUGCAGCAGCUCCCUGUGCCCUACCAGGCCUACCCCCACCUCAUCUCCAGUGACCACUACAUCCUGCACCCCCCACCGCCAGCCCCACCCCCACAGCCCACCCACAUGGCACCUCUUGGGCAGUUUGUAUCGCUGCAGACCCAGCACCCACGAAUGCCCCUACAGCGGCUCGACAAUGACGUGGACCUGCGGCCGGACCAGCACCCCCUGGGUGGCUUUACCUACUCCACCUCUGCCCCUGGCCCCACCCUGUCCCCGUCGGUGCCCCUGCACUACCUGCCCCACGAUCCACUGCAUCAGGAGCUGUCCUUUGGUGUGCCGUAUUCUCACAUGAUGCCGCGGAGACUGAGCACCCAGAGAUACCGCCUGCAACAGCCGCUGCCCCCACCGCCCCCACCGCCACCACCACCACCUUAUUACCCCAGCUUCCUGCCCUACUUCCUCUCGAUGCUGCCAAUGUCACCAACAGCAAUGGGGCCCACCAUCAGCCUGGAUCUGGAUGUGGAUGACGUGGAGAUGGAGAACUAUGAGGCCCUCCUGAACCUGGCCGAGCGGCUGGGCGACGCCAAGCCCCGCGGCCUCACCAAAGCAGACAUAGAGCAGCUCCCGUCGUACCGCUUCAACCCAGACAGCCAUCAGUCAGAGCAGACACUGUGUGUGGUCUGCUUCAGUGACUUUGAGGCGCGGCAGCUGCUCCGAGUCCUCCCCUGCAGCCAUGAGUUCCACACCAAGUGUGUCGACAAGUGGUUGAAGGCUAACCGGACCUGUCCCAUUUGCCGGGCCGACGCCUCCGAGGUGCCCAGAGAGGCAGAGUGAGGUCCCAUAGCUGCCCAGGAGAACCCUGCCCAAAGCUCUGGAAACUCGGGGGGUCCCUCGCCUUUUUUCUCCUGGCACUGCGAGCCAGGGCUCCAUUGCCCCUGUGUGGCUGGUGGAGAUCCCUGGCCCUAGGACGGGCAGAGGAGUCGCCAUCCUGGGUCAUCUGGUCUCUUGCACUGACAUGGCAUGCCCUCUGCUCAAGUGGCACUGCCAGGUGCGUGGACAGUGUCAUGAGGCCAUUCCCUGAGCCCCAGGGCUGAGUCCUCCGGCCUUGACCAGGCAGACUCAGGCAGCCAUCUCUGCCUAGGCUGCUGUGAGGGGUGGGUCUGGCUUCCUGGAGGACCCUCACCCCAGGCACAACAUUCCAGCCCCACCCCCAGGCUGGAUGGCGCCCCCACCGGGCCUUUUGAGCAUGUGGGAGACCAGCCCCGAGCUGAGGCACAUGUAUCCUUAGGGAGCCUGGGGAAAGUUGAGCCUCUUGUGUUCCUGGUGGCUGCCCCACCACCAGUGAGGGGACAGACCCAUGCUUGAUUUUCUCCCCUCUCUGUCGUUUUGCAUGAAUGUGAGGAGCAGCAGUUUUUGUUUAUUCAUUUGGCCUAAAAUCGUGUGUAGGAUUUGGGGAUGUGGAUACUUAAGACAAUUUUUUUUUCUUUUGGUUUAAUGGGGUUAGGGUUAGGGACCAACCAGGACUGAGUGCCCAGGGGGCAGAGAGUCCAGUCCAGCCGCCUGGUCUGCAUGCACGUGUGUGGCUGGGGCUGGGCCGGGCCAGCGGCUGGCGGUUGUGGGCAGGGUUGAGGGGUCUGUACUCAGCUGAUAACUGCCAUGCACUGUACUGCACACCUCCCUAGAGCCUACCGGGACCGUACGUUUUCAGGGCAUUUCUCCCUCUCCAGCCAGGGCCUGUCUCCCACCUGCCUGGGUGAGUCUCCUCCAAGGAAGUCCCAGGAGUAUGAGGACCAGGGAGGGUGUGGACUCCCAUCUCCAGGGGUCCCUCCCAGCCUGAUCCCUGCCCUCUGAGGUCUGGACGAGGCCCCUGUACGGUCUGGCUGAGCUCCCCACCCUCCUUCCCUGGUCCCAUUCUUUUCCUUUCCUACCCCUAGCUGGGGUUGCUGCCGUGAACGAACCGCGUGUGGGGCGGCACAUCCUAGCAGGCAGCCCCUGGCGCCUGCUGCCUCAGGGAUGCUCCAACCACCCUCGUUCUCCCCGCAGCAGCCCUGGCUCCCGCCUCCCGCUCCCGCCUCCCACCCUCGCCUCCCGUGGGGCCCAUCAGCCUGGUCCCACCCCCACGGAGAACCCAAAGUCUUACUGUAUAUAACUCCAGGUGACGUUUCUAUAUUUAUAGCAGUGUUGAAAACCCAUGUGUUUUACACAGAGAACCACUCUCUCUAACCCCCCUCCCUUCCCAACCCCAACAAAAGGUUUUCAAAACCCUUACGGUUCCUUGGGCAGGCAGAAACGGGCUCACAGGCUGUGUGUUGGCUGCAGCAGGGAUUCCAACAUGCAGCUAUUGGGGGGAAAACACAACAUUAAAAGAAAAAAACAUCAUCAUUAAAAAAAGGUUUAUAAAACAAUUACUUAGGAUGUUUGUGAUUUGCCGACCUUGCUAUAGAUGCCAUGUUACCAAUGAUUUACUGUGGUGGGGGCUUGUCAUUGUUUACUCUUUUAUUUACCAACUUCUGGCCUAGGCAUGACAGUGGGCACCUUCCCCCAGCCCUGGCUGGGCCCAGCGCCUGUAUUCUGUGUUAGAAAGGUUUUAUAUAUAUAUAUAUAUAUAUAAUUACAUAUAUAUAUAUAAAUACAUGUAAUUUGGGGGGCCCUGUUCCUUGCACAUUUUACAGUUACCUCAUUUUUCCCAUGUAUGUAUUUGAGAAAAUGCUAAUAUAUAGAGAAAAAAAUGGUUCUUAAAGCUUAAAUGUGUGUUUUUUUUUCCAUUCCAUUGGAUUCACAUUGGUUUGUAGCAUUUAACAUAACUAGUAUGUUGUAUUAUAUAUAUGUGUAUACUGAUUGAAAUUUUUAACAGAUUUGUACUUUUUUUAAAAUGAAAGUUGCUAGUUCUGCUUGACCAAGUAGUGCAAUCAUUAUUUUUUUUAAUAUUGUUGCUGAUUUCAGAGGGAUAUUCACUAAUAAAUGUAUGAUGUAUACCAA
Messenger RNA from Lemur catta (Ring-tailed lemur), 6991 nucleotides. It is a transcript of the gene RNF44, whose product is annotated as ring finger protein 44. The coding region runs from base 3518 to 4846 and encodes 442 amino acids. The record is from RefSeq and is a predicted model, not a curated record. The transcript has 14 exons. Lineage: Eukaryota; Metazoa; Chordata; Mammalia; Primates; Lemuridae.